Ophidiomyces ophidiicola is the source of this 1914-nucleotide messenger RNA. RefSeq names its product LETM1 domain-containing protein ylh47 (gene YLH47). The transcript has 4 exons. Gene Ontology annotation, molecular function: ribosome binding. NCBI's taxonomy places the organism in Eukaryota, Fungi, Ascomycota, Eurotiomycetes, Onygenales, Onygenaceae. The record is from RefSeq and is a predicted model, not a curated record. Gene Ontology annotation, cellular component: mitochondrial inner membrane. The coding region runs from base 1 to 1914 and encodes 637 amino acids. Gene Ontology annotation, biological process: intracellular monoatomic cation homeostasis.
AUGGCGGUAUCUUCCCGUGCGCCCAAGAUUGUUGACGUGCUGAUGCCAUCGAGGCCAGCCUAUGAGGUUCGCGGUGGCGACGCUGGAGAAACGUUGAUCCGCAACAUCAAACCCGCCGAAUUUCAGGCUCUGAAGCCGUUUACUAAGCCACCUCUAGUCGUUUCCCUUGUUGCGGAAGUUUUUGUGAUCGUUCUCUUCUCGGCAGCCCGAAGUCUGAUAACCCGGCCUAGCCUGCUCCCCCUACUCACUCUCGGUAUGAGUUUGACCAACGUUGCCCGGAGCACGGUGCCAACACAGAGAGUUAUUUUGCGAUCUCGCUCCCGGCUUGCUAGCACUCUCGUCGCACACUCCGCCCUCAAUGCCCGCCUAAAUGGCAAUCAAUUACCAUCGCGCAUCCCUGCGUUAGCUUUUCUAAUCCCGCAACAGCGAUGGUACGCCACGGACCCUUCUACAUCUCAUGGACCGGGUGCCCCGCACAACUUUCCGCCUCCUGGGUUCAACGCGGAGCAGGCGAAAAAGCCGCUCGCGAAAGGAGCUGCCUCUCAACCCUCCAAUGCGUCAAGCUCACCGGCUACGGAGGCGACCAAUGCCCAAGCUCUGAAACCAUCUGAAAAGAAACCAAAGGCCGAUGGCGUAAAAGCCGUUGCAAAACCUGAAGAGACAAGUCUUAGCACGGAAGCUGCUGCUAAAGCGGUUGAGGAGCCAAAGGAGCCUAAGAAGCUUACGCUCGGUCAGAAGAUUAAGAAGGAGGCUCAGCAUUACUGGGAUGGUACGAAGCUGUUGGCUACAGAAGUCAAAAUCAGUACGAGGCUCGCCGUGAAGAUGGCUGCUGGCUAUGAACUUAGUCGGAGAGAGAAUAGACAGCUUGAACGUACGGUGAAGGAUUUGGGCCGUCUUGUUCCAUUUUCCGUAUUCGUGAUUAUCCCUUUCGCGGAGUUACUCAUUCCGUUCGUGAUUAAACUAUUCCCCAAUUUCCUUCCAAGCACCUACGAAGCUCAAAAAUCCAAGGAUGCGAAGGCAGCGAGCUUGAGAGAUACCCGCAAGGAGGUGUCAUCCUUCCUCCGUAAUACGCUUAAAGAAACCGGACUGCCGGUCAGCCCGACAAAUGCAAAGAGGGAAGAAUUUACUGAAUUUUUUAGGAAGGUUCGCGCUACAGGUGAGGAUCCAAGCCCAGAAGAUGUCAUCACUGUGUGCAAGAUCUUCAAGGAUGACCUUACGUUGGACAAUCUUUCUCGUCCACAGCUGGUUGGGAUGUGCAAGUACAUGAACCUGAACACUUUUGGUACCGACGCCAUGCUAAGAUAUAACAUUCGCCACCGGAUGCGUCAAAUCAAACGCGAUGACCGGGCUAUUUCUUUUGAAGGCGUUGACUCCCUGUUAGUCACCGAGCUCCAGACAGCUUGUGCUUCUCGCGGGUUGAGGACACAUGGCCUUUCGCCGGCUCGGCUACGGGAAGAUUUGAGCAUGUGGCUCGACUUGCGACUUAAGAAAGGUGUUCCAUCUACGCUCCUCGUAUUGAGCAACGCCUACAUGUAUACGCAGCAGUCGCAAGAGUACGAGAUUUCUUCGCAAAUCGACGCUCUGAAGGCUGUGCUUUCGAGCAUACCCGAAGAACUAUUCCACGAGAUUGAGUUGGAAGUUCACAAUGCUGAGGGUGUCGCUACGAACAAGCAACGCCUCGAAGUCCUCAAGGAGCAAGAAGAGCUGAUUGAGGAAGAGAACGAGCAGAUCACCGAGAACCAGGAGCAGGGUAUGUCUUCGCCCAAGGAUAACCAGAAUAUCGAUGAAAAAGAAGACAAAGUUGCUGCAAGCGGCGAUUCGCAGCAUUCGUCGACACAGAUGGCCCAAGAAUCAGAGGCCGCGGAAGCAGAAAAGGAUCUUUCCAAGCAACGGAAAGAGAAGAACAUGGAGUAG